Molecule: messenger RNA, 2438 nt
Organism: Magallana angulata
Lineage: Eukaryota; Metazoa; Mollusca; Bivalvia; Ostreida; Ostreidae
Exons: 3
Coding region: 381-2438 (685 amino acids)
Source: RefSeq, a predicted model, not a curated record
AAAGAAAUAAUAUCUCGUCUAAAAAAAAAAACCCACAACAAUAUUCAAUAUUUUAUGAUUUUAAGAGAAAUAAUAUUACAAAAAAAUUAUAAUCCAACAAGGGAAACAACUCAAAUACAAAACAUGUAACUCUAGACAAGCAAACAUUUUAAAAUCAGAUUAAGAAAACAAAAAGUUAACACACUGGAAAAAACAUGGAAAAUGAAAACCAUGAACAUUAACAUGUUUAAGAAAUUAAAAUAUAAUAUAUUCAUCUGUAUUGACAUAGAUGCUUCACUGGUAAUAGAAUAAUUUUUUAAAAUAAAAAUAAUUAAUGAAAUUUCAAAUAAAACAUAGCAUUAAAAGUAAGGUCUAAUUUUGUGUUUUACUUAAAAUUUUAGAUGCCUCGUUCAAAAAGCUGUGGACCUAAAUCAUACGAUUGUUUUAACUGUCAAAGGAGAACUCGCCAGAAAGACAGAUACCCUAUCCACAAGAAGUACAAGUCUCUUCUGUACAAACCUACUGGUAGGACACCAUGUGAAACAGACUCUUUAUGCAACAGAUGUCGCCACAUGUUUGACUCUAUUCUGCGAAGGAAGGAUGACAAGAAAAAGAGCAGCACAUCACUGCAGCAACCUGAGGAAAAGGUCCUUCACCCCUCACAACAGGCUCCAUUCAGUCCGCCUUCGGUUACCCUUCCAUUUCCCUGUACCACCAGAGGUCAUUCUUCAUGUUGCCUAUGCAAGAGACCUGGUCCAAAGCUAGUAGUGGUGCCCGUUGACGUUCGACACAGGAUUUUCAUUUCCCAUGAAAUUGUCAUACCAGCUGGAGCCCGUUGUUGUCCCAAUCAUCUACAGAGAAACAUAGAGAAAAUCAGCCCUUCAGCAGAAACCACUACAGUGAACAGAUCCUACAUAUCUCAGCUCAUAAGAUUUCUAAGAACAGAAGUACUGAAAACUGAGAAGACCAGACUGAGCUUCGACAAUUCAAGUCACCUCAUUGACAGCGACUAUGUUGAUCUUCUAGGAAUUCCGAAAGCUGCUUAUGAUGAUCUCCUGAAAUAUGUGGACGGCAGAGUGAAAAGUACACCAUCAAGAACUGUCAGGACAAGUCUGGCCAUUUUUCUCAUGAAGCUGAGAGGAGGUGAUUCCAACAGGGUUCUUUCUACUCUAUUCAACAUUUCAAAGUCUGGGAUACGAAGAAGCAUUAAGGUCAUUCGCUCUGCUCUCAUUGAUGGAAACUUUGUUAAAGAAAACCUUGGGUUCCAGCACAUCACCAGAGAAGAGAUCAUACACCAACACACUCGUCCACUUGCACAGACCCUCUUUGGAGACAACGCACAGCCACAAGUUAUACUCGUCUUGGAUGGCACAUAUAUCUAUAUCAACAAAAGCAGCAAUUUUAAAUUUCAAAGACAAUCCUUCAGCUUUCAUAAAGGGCGACAACUUGUCAAACCCAUGGUCAUUGUUUCCACUUCAGGGUACUUUCUUUCAGUUUUGGGGCCCUAUUUUGCCAAAGACAAUGAUGCAAGCAUCUUGACCCACAUAAUGAGAAGCAACCUUGAAGAUAUUCGCAAUUGGGUUGAAGAGGAUGACGUCUUCAUUGUGGAUAGGGGGUUCAGAGAUUCUCUGACGUACUUGGAGGAACUUGGAAUUCAAGUCAAAAUGCCCUCAUUUAUGGAAAAAGGGGAGAAACAGUUGUCUACAGAUGCAGCCAAUACAAGUCGUUUAGUAACAAAGAUAAGAUGGGUUGUUGAGAGCGCAAAUGCAAGAAUAAAACAAUGGAAAUACCUCAGUUACAUUUUGCCAUCCAGCCAGAUCCCCUUUAUAGGGGAUUACAUCAGAAUUGUAUGCAGCAUUUGCAACAGGUAUUUGAAACCCCUUGCCAGUGGGAGUGUUGAAGAGGACCAGGCUCUUGGAGCUAAGAUGCUGUUUCUGUCCAAACAGGUCAACCAGCUGAAGGAGCAAGUGGAGGAACAGCAUCUAGACCGCCGGACUGUAUGUUGGAGAGAAGUGAGCGAGGUGGUUGACUUCCCACAGUUGGAUGAGGAGAGGCUGCGUGAACUGACGUGUGGAUGUUACCAGCUCCGUCUAUCCGCAAGCUAUGCUCAAGAGCACAUAGAAGGGGGCUGUACCAUCCAUAUGCACAAGGAGGAGGAGGGACUAUUGAGGAUACCUCUUCAGAGCAGGCACAUUUCUUCAAAAACCUACCAACUCUGGAUUAGGUACAAGGAUGGUGACAUUGUUGCAUGGUAUUGCAAGUGUAGAGCUGGUGCGCGGGUUGUUGGCAUGUGCGCUCACACAGCAUCCAUUGUAUGGUACCUUGGGUAUGCGCGGCACAGAUGUAACCCAGGCAGAAUUGGAGUGCGUGACUGGGGAGAGUUCUUGGAGGAUGCCACAGCAGUGGACGAGUCUGAAGAAAGCGACAGUUCAGGUGAUGAAAGUCCUGUAGAGGAAUAA